Bradysia coprophila is the source of this 2772-nucleotide messenger RNA. RefSeq names its product tubulin folding cofactor E like protein mlt (gene mlt). The record is from RefSeq and is a predicted model, not a curated record. Lineage: Eukaryota; Metazoa; Arthropoda; Insecta; Diptera; Sciaridae. Gene Ontology annotation, molecular function: protein binding. Gene Ontology annotation, cellular component: cytoplasm.
AAAAAUCGAAUUCAGUCGUCUCAGUCAGUAGUUGUUAUUUCGCGUAACAACGCUUUCAGCAUUUGACUUUAUGUUAUUUAACUCUUUUGAGAUUAAAAUUGACUUGUAGUAUAUCUAUUGCACCAUCAUCAAAGUGUCUGACUAAUAAUAGAGUUGAAAGUCGAUUAAUUAGUGGAAGUCGUUAGUAGUCAAUAAAUGAAAACGCGAAAACCUUUUAGCAGAAAUAGAACGAGAAAUGUAUGUUCAUUAACCAAAUUUCUUGUUUGAUGAGCGAGCAGUGAGAAAAAUGACGUGAAGUUCGUUGUGUGGAUUAAUAUUGUAAAAGAAAUAAAAAAUUGUUCAAUUUUCUAUUCAUACGAAAAGACUAUCUAUGUGAAGGUUAACAAAGAGUUAUUGUUGUUGUUGGUUUUGUACACAUAUUCGGUUUUCUUCAAAUAAAUCAUUUCCGAACGCUGGGUAGAAACAAUAAAAAAAAAAGUUUUCCUAUGAUACGACACACACUACCAAACUUCGAACCUUAAGAAUUAUUAGCGAAAAUUGUUAAUUGAUAAUUUCAGCUGAUUACGUGCAUGAAUGGUGCUCAUAGUGCUCCGCGACCUAGUGCACAUAUAAUUUGUAUAAAAUUACAAAAAUAAAAUUUUGCUGUUUUGUAACGUUCAGCCACACACCGAUUUGAAAUUGGCUACGUAAUAAAAAACAAAAAAAAAAAUAUUGAAAAGUGAAUUGUUUUGUACGGAUUGUGAACCACUUUUAACAUUUCGAGAACGAAAUCAUUUCGUCAAUGGUUUUGUGGUGCAAAAAUAGAGAGAGAUCAAAUUGGCAAUUACGACGAUUUUUGCUGUAGACGAGGAAUAAGAAAUUUGCAUUCAAGAAAAUCGUUUCCAUUGUUCUGGGUGUGCUGGGGUCAUUAAUAUUUAUUUGCAUUUGAUUCAGACAGGGGAUUGUACAACACAAGAAAAAAUAUAUAUCCGACAGAGAAGUCAACCAUCAAAGCCAUAUGAAGAGGUAAAAUUUCGAUAAAAUGCCAACACUUCUCGAAGCCUUAGAAGAGAAAUAUGGACUGGGCGAUGGACUGGAAGCUCAAGAGUCGCAAGUGUGCAUAUUCGUUCCGAAAUUGCCUCCCAGAUUAAUCGUUCCUGAAUUGCUAGUCCUAAAUGAUUGUGACAUCGACAAAGCCGGCGAACCGGAUGACAUAAAAGAGAAAUGUCGCAGUGUCAAGGAACUCGACCUGGCACAGAACAAACUCCAGAACUGGAACGAAGUCUUUAAAAUUUUGACGCAUUUACCGAAAGUCGAGUUUGUCAAUUUGAGCUUAAACCGUCUAAUGGGCCCGAUUGAACAGCCGCCACUUAACUACAGCGGAAUGAACAAGAUUCGUAGUUUGGUGCUAAAUAACACCCACUUGAAUUGGGAGAGUGUGGAAUCGUUGAUAAGAAUGUUGCCGGUGUUGGAGGAACUUCAUUUAAGUUUGAACGACUAUUCGAAUGUGCUGAUUGAUACGUUGGACGAUGAUGUGUUUGUGGAUGAUGAGAUGGUAAUGAAAGACGAUGAUCACACGUACACCUGUAACGUUGUACCGAGAACAACCACACGAAGCGACUCUACAUGCUCAACGUAUAAAAAGACGGACGCUCACGAGGGUGUUAAGAAACUACAUUUUACAGGUAAUCCAGUAUCGGAAUGGAAUGAAAUCUGCCGCUUGGGUAGAGUCUUUCCGAACUUGGAGUCUUUGGUGCUAGCAGACUGUCCAUUGAAAGCCGUUGAACCAAUUCCACGAUCCUCAUCGUGCGGAAGUGAUAGCGAUUUGUCAAGUGAACCAAGUGAUAAUCAAGAUCCACCUCAUGCACACUUUAGAAACCUCGCACUGCUCAACUUAAGCAGCACACACAUCAACACAUGGGACGAUAUCGACCGUCUUGCCAAAUUCCCCUCCCUACGCAAUUUACGUGUGCAGAACUGGCCUUUAUGGGAAAAAUGUGAUUCAACCGAACAUGAACGACGGCAACUAUUGAUUGCCCGUUUGCCAUAUGUAGAGAAGUUGAACGGCGGUGGUGUCAUCAGUUCGGACGAACGUGAAGAUGCUGAACGGGCGUUCAUUCGAUAUUAUCUGGAGAAACCGGAAUUGGACCGGCCAGAACGGUACAAUGAGUUGACUCACAUUCACGGCAAAUUGGACCGUUUGGUUAACAUUGAUUUGCGACCGGACAAACGGGUUAAGGUCACUUUUACGUACGGUGAAACAAGCGAAGUUCGUCAAGUGGAUGUUUACAGAACGGUUAUCGAUUUGAAGAAUCGGCUGGAACGAUUACUGAAUAUACCGGCAGCAAAAAUGAGACUCUUCUACGUGGACAAAGAUCUGCGCGAUCAGGGGCCCGAAGAAAUGAAGUAUCCACAUAAGCAGCUAUACAGUUACAAUAUAAGUACUGGUGACGAGAUCAUUAUCGAUCUAAAACGUUAGUGCAGCAAACUUUCGUUGUUCAAUUUUUUGUUCGAUUUUUUUUUGACGAAAGAGUUUGGAAUAAAUUUUGAAAAAAUUUAACGAACUUUUGAGUAAAUGAUAAGUAAUUUUGCGCUGUGUUUUCCGUUUAGUUUUUGUUUUUGGUUUCGUCUUUGGUUCAGUAUUUCUUUUACUCUCAAUUUUAGUAAAAUUUAGUGCUAGAGCAAUGCAAAAUAGAACUAACAUAAUGGAAAUCUAAACGAAAAAUAUUUUGUAAUUUAGGUUUUAAAACAAAUCCAAUUCCGUACUAAUUUUGAUUCAAGAUUUUGUUUUUU